This is a messenger RNA of Helobdella robusta, 465 nucleotides long. RefSeq lists its product as hypothetical. Bases 1 to 465 code for a protein of 154 amino acids. The transcript has 2 exons. Lineage: Eukaryota; Metazoa; Annelida; Clitellata; Rhynchobdellida; Glossiphoniidae. The record is from RefSeq and is a predicted model, not a curated record.
AUGGCUCUUAGUUUAGAACUUUUGAACAGAAUGAACGUUCAAACUUAUUACUAUUUAAAAGAUUUUGAACUUGAUGAGAUCGUCAACCAGUAUUCACAUUGUGAGGGAGAUAUUCUGUACGGGAUAAUAAAUCACAACGACUCAUUUUAUGAGAGCAUGGCAGCCAGCAGAAAUCUCAAAGAACCGUACUUUUGUGGUAUAUUUCUGCAGGAUGAGUGCGCAAUAUGGAAAGAAAAAUUUGAAGAAAGUAUGAUGGUGCACGAGUUGUCAUGCGCUCAUAUCUUCCAUUUCAAGUGCUCCUAUUUUUGGUUUGAAAAAAAUUCAUCUUGUCCAAUAUGCAGGAUAGAAGUUGCAGUCUUUAAAUCCAUUAAUUUAGAGCGAGAGGUGAACGUUAUUUUAGAAGGUUUCAAUUUCAAAUACUUAAGCUACGUGCUAACAACGGCUACAUACGUCAGUACCCCAUGA